Cryptomeria japonica (Japanese cedar) is the source of this 531-nucleotide messenger RNA. RefSeq names its product cytochrome P450 750A1. The record is from RefSeq and is a predicted model, not a curated record. Lineage: Eukaryota; Viridiplantae; Streptophyta; Pinopsida; Cupressales; Cupressaceae. The transcript has a single exon. Bases 1 to 531 code for a protein of 176 amino acids. Gene Ontology annotation, molecular function: oxidoreductase activity, acting on paired donors, with incorporation or reduction of molecular oxygen; heme binding; iron ion binding.
AUGGACCUAACAUCUUCUAUGAUGUCUGUUAUUCUGGUGGGAGCUGCUACAAUUUUCCUAGCGGCAACAAUUCUACUAAAAAGCCUUGGAAGUUACAAGAUCCGUCUCCCCUCAGGCCCCAGAGCUAUUCCUGUAAUUGGCCACUUUCAUCUUCUCUUUGAUAAAACCAGGCCAAUUCACCAGAUUCUAAGUUCACUCUCAACACGCUAUGGACCUGUUAUGCAUCUAAAAUUUGGGAGCUGCCCAGUUUUGGUGAUAAGCUCUGCAGAUUUAGCCAAAGAAUGUUUUACAGUAAAUGAUAAGGCUUUUGCAUCUAAACCCCGGCUUACACAAGGUAAGCAUUUGGGCUACAAUUAUUCUAUGAUUGCUUGGGCUCCUUAUGGCCCCUACUGGAGAAUGGCUAGAAAAGUUUGUGUACAUGAGCUUCUAUCUUCCAAAAGAAUCCAGUCGUUCGCACCCAAGAGAAUGCAACAACUUCGUAAAGCAGUAAAUUCUUUUGUUUCAGCAGACACAGCUUCAGAGUAUUGUUAA